CGGGUAUAGAACUGGCUGGCGUCAUCCUGUCGACGACUUCUGAGGAUGUCUGCAAAAAUUUUCUUCAGUCGAAGGCCGACACGUCAGAACAGGCUGUUGCAAGCGGAGACAUCCCCUCAUCUUUCCAGGCACGUACAACGCAAACACGCUUUAACGCUGGCUUUGUUUGGAAAGUCGUAGUGUAUAGGUAUAUUUUUCACUUUAGGCCCUCCACGCUCUUCUGGACUUGCUUGAGUCACCCCUAAUGUCCGCACCGUUGCGAAUUGCCAUCAUCGAGGCCCUGGAUCGAAGUACCCGACUUUCUGUUGGUCUGGACGCAUUCUUCGGUCACAGAGGCUCUCCAGAAAAUACCGACUGCAAAACCAAGAUGGAGGUAGAGAUGAGGGAAGCAGGAGCUAGCAAGAUGGAUUGCUAUGAUGGUGGUGGUGGUGGUGAUGAUGAUGAAAGUGACGGUAAAGCGGCUUGCGAACAGCCGCAAAAUCUCACGCCCUAUCAGCGCCUCGUCCUGUUUAUGUCCACCAAUAAGGCAAGUUACAUGGGACUUUGGCUGGGCAGAAUUGCUGAAUUGCUUUGCUAGCCACCAUCAACAAUGUAGCUUUUUUGAAUUUCAACUUUGCAGUCCACUCAUGUCGCCGUCGCCUGUCAGCGUCUACUCACAAAGCUUCAUGUCUACGAACUUCUGCUGGAAUUCGACGAGUUUUGUGUAGGGUAUGCGCUCUUCGGGACGGUACCCCGAUACCUUUUGCUGAGCAAUUGACGUUUCUUAUCUCGUAAAAGCCAUUACCUUUUCAGCACUGAACUAACCGAGAUUGUUAUAAAAAUCCCAAUAGUGCCUCCGUAUCCUUACAGCUUGCAACUUUCUUGUUAAAUGAGCUGGCAGAUUAUGAACAUUCCCAAAAAGGAAGUAUUAACCUGGCACUAUUAUCUACGGCCGUUCAGUUUAUGCGCUUUCUUUCACACCUUCCCUGACUGCGGGUUACUUAUGGAAGAUGGUUAUGAGCCACUGACCUGAGUAAAGCGAAGUUCCCAGGCCCGUUUUCCAAGGUCGCCAACAUGGAUAAUAACAUCUGGAGUAGCGGAAAUGAAUGAAGUCAGAAAGACAGUAGAAGGGACCGCACCACUAGGUGAUAAGAAAUCCUGGCCGGCUCCAUAAACGUCUUCUGUCUAGCAUAUCACUCGCAUCUGGCUGCCACCACUCGGUCUUGCUUGAUAGAAUGACAAUGAGCGUCAUCCUUGCGCAGGGCAAUUUGUACAGGGAGAUGGCUAUGAAGCAGUUUCCUAGCAAUACGUGCCUUUCCGCUAAGAUUGCCUAUUCGACUGUGAUCCUACAAUAGGCCACUUGGUAGGUGCGCUGCACUAACGCGGGGACCAGAUCGGGGCAUGGCAGGUGUUAUUUGAGAUGCACAUCCAUAACAACUGCCGCACAUGGGGGGAGGUAGAUGUGGUGGCACGCCUAGGCGCAGGCCCACGGCACGCUAGCCGCCUGCACUCGAUCAUGCCUCUAAACUUCUUUAUUUUUUCAUUACGCCGGGUCCAGGUGGGGGAGGAGAGAGUACUGUAGAUGCAGCGCAAGUCGACUAUCAUCAUAAAUCACGUCCCGGCGCCCACCAUGCUGUGGGACACUCGGUGGACAUGGUCGGAAUCGGCCGCCGAAUUGUCGCGUCACCUGUUCGACCGGUGUAUUUUGACAGUCUACAAUACUUGGCACCAUAGCCUAAGCGUAGGUGUUAGUCAGAAGCCAAAACACGUCCUUCGCGACCUUUGUGACCGCGUGUUUACCCUCCGCCUUAUUAGUUGCCGUCAUUUUUCGGCAGAGGGAGGGAGGACAAGAGAUAGUAUGCUUUGUUUUUGAGAUAAUGAACAUUUUCAUCAAGAAAUCCAAACUCAAUGAGUCGAAUGCGGACGAAAGUGCAUUUCUCCUGACUGUUCAAUCCUAUAAUCAGCGCAACUUAUCAGUUUUUUUUUUCAAAAAAUUUGCUGUCUGUUGCCAUCUCGACAUUGUCAUGAGCUAGUGCAAAUAAACAGCAGACACUAGGCAUUGUAUAAAAUUGUGAUAAAUAGGUUCCCACAUUGAAGUGGUUUAUGGGUGAGUACGGGAGGAAACAGUGACGGCCCGAGUUGAAAUGCCAGUUAAUAGUGAGACAAGUUAGAAAAAAAUUGAAAUGGCCGUUUCUGGCCUCAAUGCCGUCGUCAGUCUGCCAUACCCACAAAUCGAAACGGGCAGACCCGACAUGCGAACCCACUAUAAGACCACCAGCGAGGACUUUAGGCCGGGCACCACAAGGAUGGACGGAGCGUCCUUAUUCCGUCCGACAGUCAGAUCAGCUGGGUGAGCGUAAGUCCCAAACGACCUCCCCCCCCCAAUGUGCACGUGUUUGGGCAAAAUUCGGCGCUCGUAAGUUGCUCGAAAGUUUUCCUACCAAUGUUGUUUUUUGGAAUAAUAAGGCCAUCUCCACCCCCACCCCACUAGUGCAGUCAGUGAGUCUGGACAUUUCCGAUGCCUUUCUCUCUCUUAGACUGUCUUCGGUCUUAUCACUCUAACCACCUUUCACGUCCACAGGCUCCGCGCUCUCCCGAACAGCAUUUCCACCGCGGACGCACUGGCCUUUGAGAGUUCGCUGCAAAGUUUUCUCCACGAGUUAUCGAACAUCCUACAAACCGCUAAUACAGUCCUAGUGAGCAUUUUCAGUGCUUUCUGCAUUUUGCAUGUCUGCUAG
Spirometra erinaceieuropaei is the source of this 2717-nucleotide messenger RNA. The record is from the annotation of a GenBank genome assembly. Lineage: Eukaryota; Metazoa; Platyhelminthes; Cestoda; Diphyllobothriidea; Diphyllobothriidae.